Molecule: messenger RNA, 5656 nt
Organism: Myotis myotis
Lineage: Eukaryota; Metazoa; Chordata; Mammalia; Chiroptera; Vespertilionidae
Gene: ABCD2
Product: ATP binding cassette subfamily D member 2
Exons: 10
Coding region: 131-2350 (739 amino acids)
Biological process (GO): long-chain fatty acid import into peroxisome; fatty acid beta-oxidation; peroxisome organization
Cellular component (GO): peroxisomal membrane
Molecular function (GO): ABC-type transporter activity; ATP binding; long-chain fatty acid transmembrane transporter activity
Source: RefSeq, a predicted model, not a curated record
ACCACAGAAGAGGAGAAACGCUGCAGAGUAUGGGACGCUGUAGCACUUUCUGAAAUAUUUGCUGGGGAUCCCCGUGGAGCAUGAUCUUUUAAAACUAUCCUUUUUGAAGCUGGUUUGGGUAACUGGGAAAAUGAUACAUAUGCUAAAUGCAGCAGCUGAUCGAGUGAAAUGGACCAGGUCGGGUGCUGCUAAAAGGGCCGCCUGCCUGGUGGCUGCGGCAUAUGCUGUGAAAACCCUCUACCCCAUCAUUAGCAAGCAUUUAAAGCAAACUGGCCACAGGAAGAAAAAAGAAGCUCGCGGGGCUGCAGAGAACAGAGAAACACUGCAUUGCACCGAGAUUACUGGUAAAAAACCUUCGCCUGGAGUGAAUGCAGAUUUUUUCAAACAGCUACUAGAACUUCGGAAGAUCCUCUUUCCAAAACUUGUGACCACUGAGACAGGGUGGCUCUGCCUCCACUCGGUGGCUCUCAUCUCAAGAACCUUUCUGUCUAUCUAUGUGGCUGGUCUGGAUGGAAAAAUCGUAAAAAGCAUUGUGGAAAAGAAGCCUCGGACUUUCAUCAUCAAAUUGAUCAAGUGGCUUCUGAUUGCCAUCCCUGCCACCUUUGUCAACAGUGCGAUAAGGUACCUGGAAUGCAAAUUGGCUUUGGCCUUCAGAACUCGCCUAGUAGACCAUGCCUAUGAAACCUAUUUUACGAAUCAGACUUAUUAUAAAGUGAUCAAUAUGGAUGGGAGGCUGGCAAACCCUGACCAGUCUCUUACUGAAGAUAUUAUGAUGUUCUCCCAGUCUGUGGCUCACUUGUAUUCCAAUCUGACCAAACCUAUUUUAGAUGUAAUUCUGACCUCCUACACCCUCAUCCAGACUGCUACAUCCAGAGGUGCGAGCCCAAUUGGGCCCACUCUAUUAGCAGGACUUGUGGUAUAUGCCACUGCUAAAGUGUUGAAAGCCUGCUCUCCCAAGUUUGGUAAAUUGGUGGCUGAAGAAGCGCAUAGAAAAGGCUAUUUACGGUAUGUUCACUCCAGAAUUAUAGCCAAUGUUGAAGAAAUUGCAUUUUACAGAGGACAUAAGGUAGAAAUGAAACAACUCCAGAAAAGUUACAAAGCUUUAGCAGAUCAGAUGAACCUCAUUUUAUCGAAACGUUUGUGGUACAUUAUGAUAGAGCAGUUCUUGAUGAAGUAUGUUUGGAGCGGCAGUGGACUAAUUAUGGUGGCUGUACCUAUUAUCACUGCAACUGGCUUUGCAGAUGGUGAAGACGGCCAAAAACAAGCUAUGGUUAGUGAACGGACAGAAGCCUUUACCACUGCUCGAAAUUUAUUGGCCUCUGGAGCUGAUGCCAUUGAACGGAUUAUGUCUUCAUAUAAAGAGGUCACUGAAUUAGCAGGCUAUACUACUCGAGUGUACAAUAUGUUUUGGGUAUUUGAUGAAGUUAAAAGAGGCAUUUAUAAGAGAACUGCUGUCAUGCAAGAAUCUGAAAACCAUGACAAGAACGGAGCUAAUAUAGAAUUACCUUUCAGUGACACACUGGAAAUCAAAGGAAAAGUUAUUGAUGUGGAUCAUGGAAUUAUUUGUGAAAAUGUUCCCAUAAUUACACCAACGGGAGAAGUGGUGGCUUCCAGUCUAAACUUCAAAGUACAAGAAGGAAUGCAUCUUUUGAUUACUGGUCCCAAUGGUUGUGGAAAGAGUUCUCUCUUCAGAAUUUUAAGUGGGCUCUGGCCUGUGUACAAGGGAGUCCUCUAUAAACCACCUCCCCAGCAUAUGUUCUAUAUUCCACAAAGGCCAUACAUGUCUCUUGGAAGUCUUCGGGAUCAAGUCAUCUAUCCUGAUUCAGUGGAUGACAUGCGUGAUAAAGGCUACACAGACCACGACCUGGAAUGUAUCCUACACAAUGUCCACCUCUAUCACAUCGUUCAAAGAGAAGGAGGAUGGGAUGCUAUUAUGGACUGGAAAGAUGUCCUAUCAGGAGGGGAGAAGCAAAGAAUGGGCAUGGCUCGAAUGUUUUACCAUAGACCAAAAUAUGCAUUGCUGGAUGAAUGUACCAGUGCUGUCAGCAUUGAUGUUGAAGGAAAGAUAUUUCAGGCUGCAAAGGGGGCUGGAAUUUCCUUGCUAUCCAUAACACACAGGCCUUCUCUUUGGAAAUACCACACUCAUUUAUUACAGUUUGAUGGUGAAGGAGGUUGGCGCUUUGAACAAUUGAAUACUGCAGUCCGUUUAACACUGAGUGAAGAAAAACAAAAACUAGAAUCUCAGCUAGCUGGAAUUCCCAAAAUGCAGCAGAGACUCGAUGAACUAUGUAAAAUUUUGGGUGAAGACUCAGUGCUGAAAACAAUCAAAAAUGAAGAUAAAACAUCAUAAUUUGUUUUGACAUGUUUUAAGAGUUUAUUUUUAGGUAAAGGCUCAGAGACACUCUGUUGUAAGUGCAUGCAUUGUGUUAAGCUAAGCACAGAGAAAAAAGCAGUAAGAAAUAUUUUGUAAGAUUUUAGCAUCAAGGAAAAAUAUGACCUGACUUUUCAGAAGAAAAUAAGCAAAUGCAUUAUGUAAGAUUAGUCAACAUGGCUUGUACUAAUUCCUGGUGAAAACCUAUUUCACCUGUAAAACAGGGUUUUCUAAGUGAAUUAAUGGUGAAUACCCAAUUUACUAUGUGUAUGUGAUGUGCUUGAAGUCCUUAACAAAUGUGGCAGGAAUCUUCAGAACAGAACAACUUAAGAGCAGCAUUUGGGUUGAAAUCAGAUGCAUAAAAUUAGAAGUUUGAAUAACAUUUCAGUCUAUUUAUGGUUAUUAGGUUUAAUAGCUACAAUUCAGUUUCAUCAUUGCUAGUGGUCAAUUAAAUCUGUGCACAAAAUAGCUGACAGUUUGAUCAAUAAUUUGAAUAUGAAAAAACUCUUUUAAUGGCAAUGGCUAAAAGGAAGAAGCCUGGCUAUCUAUGUAUACAAUGCCAUAUUUUUAAUUUUAGGUUAUUAUGAGUGUCUUAAUGUGGGCACAUACCAAAUUAGUUUUCAUGAAACUCUUACAUAUUUGUUAAUCCGUUCUUUCAUUUUAAAGAGAAUUGCCAAUACAGAAAAGGAGUUUCUAAGCGAUGUUUGUCUCAGCCUGUUACUUUACUUGGCAGCAUUAUCUAUCACAACUUCUGUUCAGAAAUACUUAGUUCGUUUUUGUGCACAAAGGAGUCUACCACAUUUUAAAAACAGCACUAUAAUAAUAGAAUAUAGGAAUCUAAAUCAUAGUAGUAAUAGCAUCCAAUGGAAUAACACUUUAUAGUUUACAAUUCUCACAUCAUUUUAUUUUCAUCCUGUGGCAAUCUUUUGAGACAGAUACUGUUUUUCUUAAUUUGCUCUGAAAAAAAUGAAAAACUUGCCCUAAUUAUGCAUUUUAUUUAGGAACAGAUCCAGGGAUCAAAUGAAGUUCUCCUCAUGCCCUGGUUCAGUGCUAUUUCCACUUCUUAUUAUCCUUAAAAUCUAACUGGGCUGUAAUAUCAAUAAAAGUUAGAUGAGAUAUGGGGGAAAAAUAAAUUUGGUAAUGUUAACAUUGUUAUUUGAUUAUUGUUUACAAUGUAUGGAAAUUAAGUCAUUGGUCUGUGGUUUAAAAUGAGCCAAGAAAGUUAGCAAAUCUUUUAGCAACUAUGCACUCAUAAUAUUAAGUUACCUCCACAGACAGCAAUCAGAAGGGGAAUUAAUUGUGUUGUAGGUAAAGUUAAUAUUUAUUGAACAUAAUGAGAAAGAAUCUGCGUAGGAAUAGUCAUAGGAAAUAAAUCUUAUCUAUUCAUGUGCCCUCGAGUUUGAAGUACAAAAACCAGGCCUGCCAUUUUCAUCUUACUGUCUAUACCACCAUGUUGCUAGGCCAGGGGACAAAAAAAGGGGGGUAGUGAUCAGCUGUUAGUGGUUUAGAAUCUUAUUUGCAUAUUUAGAGACAGGCCUAAUAGUUGCUAAGUCAGUGAUUCUCAGACUUUUCAGGCGUUAGGGUACCUGGAAGUCAUUCUUGAUUAUUGAGGGAGAACAUCAUGACAUUUUCAAUUUCUGCCAUGCUAACUAGGACACUUGAAAUCAUCAAUAAAUGUAACUACCUUAUAUGAAGGAAUGCAAUAUAAAAUCAUAAUCAGUACCUCUAACCUUUUCUUUUAGUAUAGUUAGCUACUCAUUUAUUCACUUGUCAGUUAAUACUACUUCUUUUAUAAAAGCGAGGCAAGUAUCAAAGGUUUAGGAAUAAGCACAGAACCAAAAUUUAAACUUAAUAAAAAUUACCCACUAACGAUAAUUUCUAUGUUAGCAGUUAUCCAGUUUAUACUGCUUUGGGGGAAAAUCUGAGGCAAGCAUCCAUAAGUUAACUUUUAAGGGAAAAUGAAAAGUCCUCAUUUGAAACAUAUGUAUAAUUUUCAUGCCUUAAUUUUCAUAAUUUGAAAAAUAAAGGCUUUAGGACCCAAUAUAUUAUGUUUUAAAACUUUGAGCAAAAUGCCAAAACAAAUAUUAGAUUUGUAAUUAUGUAAUAUAUCCUACCAAUGAGCUGAAGUAAAUAAGACUCAUUUAUAUGUACAGGAUUCAAGGAUGUUUAAAAUUUUGUACUAAAAAUUACACACACUAUAAUUUAAAUGUUAAAGUUGAACAGAAACAUGUUUUCCAUGAACUUUUUGUGCCUCUUUAUUUUCUGAAUUUUUUUCUAGGACCAAUAUCCUCUAAUUUGGAGAGGAAAAAUAUCUGUGAUUUGAAUUUCUAUUUAUGUACUAUAUAACAUAUACCAUAUUUUACUAUUCUUAUAUUUUAUAAAAAAUAUGAACAAGAUUAAGAAGCAAAAUAACCAUCUUUGAAUAUAACAAGGAAUAGAUGAGGAACGGAAAAAGAAAAUAUACUUUAAUUUUCAAACUACUUUGAAACCAUGUUAUCUAUUUUCCCAAACUAUUGACUUCUUUGUUUGUUUGUUUGUUUGUUUUUGUUUGUUUGUUUGUCAGAGAAAGCUGCAAGCUUAUGAAGCUUGAUUCUUAAUGUGCACUUUGGUUAAUUUUUAAACUUGGAAAAUAACUUGCAUUUGGUGAAAAUGUUGCAUUCUAUUUCUACAGCAUGUAGUGUUAUGCCAAGCAUGAGUUUAAAAUAGUAUGUGUUCUUGCAAACAAGAUAUUGUGUAAAAAUCCCUUCCCAGUAAUCUCAAGGAGAAUGAUAUAUCUUGAAAUUCAACCCAAGUUUACAUUUGUUUACAAUGGGAAUGGUUUUCCCUUGAUAGUAAUUUGGUUUUUGUGUCAAAUUUUGCUCUGCCAGUGAAGGUAAAAAAUGAACAUUAGUUUUUUAUUUGUGACUUUGGUUCCAAGUAUGAUUCCAUAUUUGGCAAUAAGAAUUUGUUAAGACCUGGAAUAGUUUUUAAUUCCAUAAGCCUAGAAAACUUGGUUACACAUUCGAACCCAAAUCCAGAGAAUGUUACAUACUUCUGAUGUGUGCAGAAAAUGGUCAUGAUUAUUAAACCAUUGAUGGAAAGAGAUGCCUUUGAUACUUUAUGAGCAAGAUUUAUCCACAUGUGGAAGUGUAAGGUCCUUUCACCUAACCCAGGGUAUUUACAUUUCUGCUGAUGCACAUUUAGGAAUGUCCAGUAUGUUCUAGAGUUGGACGUGUGCUAUUUGCCACAUGAGAAUUUUCAGGUGGGUGUAUAAAAUAUUUUUAUUAAAAACAAAUCCCUUCUUCA